Moneuplotes crassus is the source of this 1879-nucleotide messenger RNA. NCBI's taxonomy places the organism in Eukaryota, Ciliophora, Spirotrichea, Euplotida, Euplotidae. The record is from the annotation of a GenBank genome assembly.
AUAAUAUGUCAAACUUUGCAUUAUUUCAGAAUGGAGGUGAGCAUAAUGAUAGUAAGGGCUCACGGAACAAUUGAUUCAUUAUUUCAGUCAUACAAAUGUACCUCAGUAUUGAUGAUCUAAUGAACAGUAUUUAUGCUGUCUCAGAAGAAGCUCGGAAGCAAGAGCUUCCUGAGUAUAUUUAAGGCGAUUUGUGAUUUAUUUUUAAGAGCAAGGGAUUACGAACUUGAUAGUCAGGAUCAAUGACCACUGAAUAUGGAUUGGCUAAGGAAAGAGUUGAACGAUAAUUACUCAAAUACUUUCCAAUAUAAUCAACAAGGAGAUCCUGAGUCUGUAUUCUUCCUUUUUAACAAAGUUCUAAGAAGAAUUAUGGGGAAGAACACUUCCAACUUUGAUUCUGUUUUAUUAGAAAAUGGGUCUAUCGAAGUGACUUCACAAAACUUUACUGAGAGGAAUACUAUCUCUCAAGUUGCAAAGUUUUACCAAGCACGCAAACUUGGAAGUAAAAGGUUGAGCCAGCUAUACGGGAUAUCUCCUCUGGCAUCAAGCAAGUCUAUCAAGUCUAAUUUACAAAGAAUCGAUGAAGAGGAGGAAUUUACGAAUGCAGUCAUCGAUGACUAUUUUAGCUAUGAUUAUCUCCAUAGUACCUUUGAAAAAGAUGGUGCUGAAAAUGUCAGAUGAGGUACAAGUGAUAUCAUGAGGAUUGAUUUCAGACCGAUCAUUGAGCAAAUGGUCAAUCUCCACUGGGAUGAAGAAUCCGCAAAACAGAAGAUUAAAGGGAAGUUCUUUCUCUUUGCGCACCAUUUGUGGCUGAAUAACCAUCUUAAGAAGAUUUUCAGCUUAAGAUCUUUGAUAGAGACUGAGGAUCAUGAUAGCUUUAUUACCAGCAGGAAGGCUUAUACAAUCACAAAGUUGCCUAAGUUCUUUGUUUUCAACUGAGAAUACGGUGAAUUCUUUAAUUAUUCCUCCCUAGGCGAGGAAAGCACAGACGAUGACUUUAGGAGGCAUUUUUGAUAUGUUCUGCCAAAAAGAUUUGAUAUCACACUCUGUAUGGACAUUGUUGAGGAGGAAGAUGAGAUCAAUUUUAGUGUCAGCAAGUCUAGUCAUACCCACAAAAGGUCAAACUCGGUUGGUCAAAGUAGAAGAAUGGUCCUAUUGCAUAGCAUAAUCGGGUAUAAUGGAGGUCAUUAUACAAAUUAUUCCAGAAAAGGAAAGUUUUGGUACAAAUUUGAUGACUCUAACUACUAUCAUAUUGGAUCAUACAAGGAUUUACUUCAGCAACUGGUGGACUCGAAAAUUCUUCCUUAUUUUGUAGUUUAUAAGCUUGAGAGCAAGAAAGAAUCCAUGAUUUCUUAUAAAAGUGACACUGCAAGAGAGUCAGAAGCCACAGAAUACGCAAAAAGCCAGAUUAUGGAAAACACUUUUGAUGAAGAGAAGAAAGAAGACUACAAAAAUCAUGAAAUUACUCCAAGAUGAUUGCCUUCUUCUCCGCUAGAAGCUACACAGAAGAAGAGAAUUAACACUGUUUAUACUAUCAACCCUACCGAGGAAGAGAGUAAUCUUGAAACUAGUGAAGAAAAGAUCUCUAAAAGAAGGAGCGCAUACAUACACUACAGUAUUAAUAAAUAUGCAUCCUUUGAAGAAGAAAGUUCUAUGAGCAAAUAAACUUGAGAUGACUAGCAAUCCAAGGAAUAAUACUGAUUACUCAGGUGAUGAUGAAGAGGAGUCUGAGUAUUUUAACCCUUCUGGUAAAUCAAGGAAUAAGAGAAAGAAAUCUAAGAAGGCAAAGAAGGCAAAAAAAGGUUGUUGAUUUAGGAAGAAGACUGAUCCUCCUGGUCCUACUCAGUGCUGCUGUUGAUGAAUUUUCUAAUCUUUUCUAUUU